ACCAAGGUCGCACGUUGUAUGAUUCUAUUUCUAUCAAAUAUCCAUAACAGGCAGGAAAAACCCUGACCCUCUCCCACGGAGCCUCAGCCAGUGAUACUGCUUCCCGGAUGAGAAGGACGGCCCUGAAGCCCACAGCGAAGCCAGCCUCACAGCCAUCGGCCCUCCAUUCUCCUCACGGCACUGCAACAGCCCAGACCAGAAGCGCUCCUGACAGAAACGCAGGCGUGCACCAGUCCUAAUGUCGGUCAAGGACAACAUGGCACCUGCCCCCACAGAAGGCUUCACCACGGCACCUGCUAGUGACUUUGGAGAGAUCCACAACUGGAAUGAGCUGCUCUCCUUCUUCAACCACACCUUGCCCGAGUGCCACAUGGAGCUCCGAGAGGACACCAAGCAGGUGAUCCUCUUUGUCCUCUACCUGGCCAUCUUUGUGGUGGGCCUGGUGGAGAACCUCCUGGUGAUAUGGGUCAGCUGGCGCUGCUUGGGCCGGGCAGGGCUGCUGAACCUCUACAUCCUCAACAUGGCCAUCGCAGACCUGGGCAUCGUCCUGUCUCUGCCCGUGUGGAUGCUGGAGGUCAUGCUGGACUACACCUGGCUCUGGGGCAGCUUCUCCUGCCGCUUCACGCACUACUUCUACUUUGCCAACAUGUACAGCAGCAUCUUCUUCCUGGUGUGCCUCAGCAUCGACCGCUACGUCACCCUUACCAGCACGUCACCCUCCUGGCAGCGCCACCAGCACCAAAUGCGGCGGGCAGUGUGUGCAGGAGUCUGGGUCCUCUCGGCGAUCAUCCCACUGCCCGAGGUGGUGCACAUCCAGCUGGUAGAGAGCUCUGAGCCCAUGUGCCUCUUCAUGGCGCCCUUUGAAACCUACAGCACAUGGGCCCUGGCCGUGGCCAUGUGCACCACCAUCCUGGGCUUCCUACUGCCCUUCCCGCUCAUGGUGGUCUUCAACGUGCUCACGGCCUGCCGGCUUCGGCAGGCGGGAUGGCCCGAGGGCCGGCGCCACUGCCUCCUGGUGUGCGCCUACAUGGUCAUCUUCGCCAUCUGCUGGCUGCCCUACCACGUGACCCUGCUCCUGCUCACACUUCACGGGACCCACAUCGUCCUCCACUGCUACCUGGUCCACCUGCUGUACUUCUUCUACGAUGUCAUCGACUGCUUCGCCAUGCUCCACUGUGUGGUCAACCCUAUCCUUUACAACUUCCUCAGCCCGAGAUUCCGGGACCAGCUGCUGAGCGCCGUGGUCCAUUACCUUCCCAAGGCCCGGGCCAGGGCGGACAGACGGGCUUCCUCGUCCUCCUCCUCUUCCACUCAGCAUUCCAUCGUCAUCACCAAGGAGGGCACCCAGCCUGCUGCGGCAGGCCCCUAGGACCACCAAGCCUGAACCGGUAGGCGCCAAGGACCUCACCCCUCUCCGCCCCUCAGUGUAGAUCCCACUCUCCAUCAGUGAAGAAGAAAGCUGCGGAUGUAAGUGAGAGAUUUUGGGGGGAGUGGAGGGAAGGGCCAAAAUGCUUACGGUCAAUUUUGAGUAUGUCUUAUAAAAGUGAGAUGGGGAGGGGGGGGCCAGGGAGGGGCAGAGAAUAGGUCUUUGGUGGUGUCCUGUUGGUUUCAGUCCUCGGGACUCAAGAACACGCUCAGGGAAAAUGGUGAAAUAAGUAACAGACAGACGUGACUCUGGCUCUUUCCAAAAUCUGUACUUCCAGCUGGGAUAGGCUAAAGAGAGGCUCAGCAGAAACUUGACACACUCAUUUCAACAAUCACCCUGGCCGGAAAGAGUGUGCUCCCCGCGGACCUCCCACAACUUUCCUUUUGUACUUGUGUGUUUGCUGAUUCCUCCCCCGGCCCCACCUCACCACACUGUGCAGGCUGUGAGGACAAGCGGUCAGAGGCCAAGGAACCAGGAGGCCUCAGCAGUUUCCUAGCAUCCUCGGUGAUAUGAUGGAUGGAGGGGGUGAAGCAGAGGUCUGGUGCCCCACCCCCACCAUCCAGGAAGUGGCUCCAUUUCCUUGCUGAUACUCUCCCCUUCAUCCAUUCUGCUUUCCUCCCCACGAAGCAGAGGAGCCAUCCCAGAGUCGAUGCUCCUUGGAGCCCACCUGCUCCCGCCUUCAGAUGUAGGACAUUUCCAGACUUCUAGGAAGAGAUGCUAUCAGAAAUCCACCCCCAUCCCUCCCUUUCUCUCUAGAUCAUGGGAAAAUAUCAAGGGACAUCCAUUCUGACAGCGGACCUUGGGAGAGGCAGCGGCAGACGCUCCCAGAGGCUCUGUCCCUCAGCCCUUGUCCACUUAGCAGGG
Messenger RNA from Lutra lutra (Eurasian river otter), 2290 nucleotides. It is a transcript of the gene ACKR5, whose product is annotated as G protein-coupled receptor 182. Gene Ontology annotation, cellular component: membrane. The transcript has 3 exons. Gene Ontology annotation, molecular function: G protein-coupled receptor activity. NCBI's taxonomy places the organism in Eukaryota, Metazoa, Chordata, Mammalia, Carnivora, Mustelidae. Gene Ontology annotation, biological process: G protein-coupled receptor signaling pathway. The record is from RefSeq and is a predicted model, not a curated record. Bases 239 to 1369 code for a protein of 376 amino acids.